AUGGAGGUAACACGAACAGCCUCGACCUCGCAUGGGCUUCCCACGCAGCCUCAACUUUCGAUAAACCAUCGUGGUCUUGGCGAGUCUCAACGCCGUACUCCAUCGUUCCGGUCUCGCAAGCCAGAUAUCAUCACUCCAUCCUCCCCCUCCAAGGCCAAGCGUCCGUAUCAGCGCCCUUUGACAGAAUCUGUUAGAAAGGAGGAGGAAGCCCAACGUCAAGCUGCUCUCCUCUCUUUCGCCGAAGCCCGUGCAAAAGUGUUAUCAAUCCACUCAUAUCCAGAUUCCAAGGAUGCCGAUUUCAAGUAUCCUCCUGGCUCCCAAGGCGAUUCGAGUGCUCGCGGUCUGUUGGAGCAGAUCAAGAAUCGCAUAGACCAGCGUGCACCAAAGCCGAGCAACUUUCUCCAAAAGGCCAAGCAGGUACAGCAGUCCUUACUCGAAAAGCAACAACAGUUAGAGAAGCUCCAAAAGGCACAAGAAGAGGCAGAGAAAAGGGACAGCCUGAGGAGUGAUGGCUUUAUGAAGAGGCAGUCUCAGUCAAAGACGAAGUCGGAAGCGACACAGGGAGCUUUCUUUCGAGCCAAAGCGCGCGCUGCUGACCCCGAUGCGCUCAAGUCAGCCGAGGAAGCAGAGGCAUUGGAAGAACACUACUCUUCAGAAGGUAUUGUGCAUCGAGACGACGAUCUUGCUCUGGUCGAGGCACUGCGACCAGGACCUCGUGCCAUCCCUCCCAACCCAGAAGAUCCCAAGUGGGAAUACAUGGAGCCUUUCUCCGGCCAUCGAUUGCGAGAGCGCAAGCUAUCCCACGUGCAACUCAAAGACUAUCUUUGUGGACGCUACCAUGUCCCUCCCUCCCUCCUCUACUCGAUCGCUCGUCCGCUCACUAUGGGUAUGGAUGGUAGGUUACCAGAUACCAUGCGCAAUGGCGACUACGAAGUUCCUGUCGACGGUGACUGGAUCGUGAUCGCGACCAUUGUGGAAAAGAGCGACCUGCUCGUGACUAAAGGAUUUCGUCCUGAUGACUUUGAUCUACCAAACAAGCCAUCUUCGCGUGGAACGGCAGCCAUGUCUAGAUUGGAAGACGAUCCGGUGCUGUUCCGAGAUGUGGGCUCCGAUGCGAACGGCAAACUUCGACUUGAUCUUGAAGCAGGCAACUCUAACGCCUUCCAAGAUGCUUCCAGAGGCAAGUCGAAGUCAUGGCAACGAAGCCAAGCCCAAGGCGAGGCCAUAGAUGAAGAGCUCGAACGUACGCGCCAGCAAAUCAACCUCGCACAUCGUUCUCGCAAGUUUGUCAUCCUCAAGCUUGUCGACCUCGGCGUCAAUAGCACUCAAGGCGAUGGCUCUGGCUCGGCAGGACGAGGAGACAAUUAUCUCUCUCUCAUCGCCUAUGAGUCGGAUCAGGUGGACACAUCCGUUGUCAUGCACAAUUCCAGUGCGCGCUCCGAAGUACCUGAGCCCUUAUCCUCCGCCUCGUCCGUGACUAGGAAGUUUAUCAAUGGUUCUCGCGGUGCCUUUGAGCUGCUCUACAAGCAAGCUGAAGGUACACUUAUUGCCAUCAUGAAUCCCAAGGUGAUGCGCCCUUGGGCACCGGCAGGAAGCAAUGCGAACUCGACAGAGACAAAAAUGCUGCGCAUCACUCCAAGGUCUGCCGACGACUGCUUGAUCAUCGGCCAAGCUGCGGAUUACAGGAGAUGUUCGGCGAUCAAGGCCAACGGUCAAAGAUGUAGCAGCUUUGUUGACAUCAAAGCGCGCAAGCAGACUCGAACCACGACGUGCGACUACCAUCUGAGUAGGCACAUGGACGAACUCGCGAAGGGCAGGCCGGAAUUUGCCGCCAAUGCGACUUCUAGAUUUGGCGGUGCCGGUGGUGCCGCUGGUAUGGGUGGCCGAUCCGCUCAUCGGAGCUCCUUUCCCGGUCGUCGAGGCGGAGGCUACAAGCAUGACGGGUCGGCAAUCAGCAAUAUCAAUUCUUGCAGCAGAGAUCACAGCGACCACAGCAGCUUCAGCAGCAGCAACCAAUCCCCACCUCCUGCGCAUGCAAGAAAGCUCAGAACCGCCUUUGGCAACAUCGGCGAUGGCAUGGAGAACAAUGGCGGGCAAGUGUACCUCUGUCAAUCACCCAUUGUGACUGCAUACGGUGCAGAACAAGAAGUUCGCGCAUCGGAUCCGUCCAAUUGGAAGUACGAUGUCAGCGGUAGAUACGGUCGGGGCAACACUGAGAAGCAGAGCCGGCUGAAAAAGCAGAUCGCGGAAGAACAACUCAUGCGCAAAAUCGAGGCUCGAUUUGCUGCACCGUCGGAACGACCGUCCAAGAGGCAAUCUGACGAUACCGAUGGGGAGAAGAGUGAAGUGAGUGCUCUGCCGGUGCUGCCGAAUGGAACUGCUGACAUGAUUAAUGCAGCGUACUCGACAUUGGAUCAUCGAAAGCGGGUUGCGAAGCAGAAGCAAGAUGCGGUCAAUGCCAAGAGGCGAAAGUACACCGGCGUUGUCGAUCCAGCUGUGAGCCAAGCCGAUACGGAAGCAGGGUCGGCCAAGCUAAAAUUCAUGAACCUCGCGUCCACUAGCAGCAAACGAUCCAACACUCUCCUCGGCGGAAUGCCGAUUGUAGGUCUCAACAGGCACGCUGCCGAUUCGCAAGCGUCUCCAAGAGAAACCAGUAAUUCGCGAAGUAAGCUCCUGUCCCUCGCUCGCGACGCUGCAUUGUUCGCGUCCACUUCGCGUAUCAGCGGCCUUCCUGAGCCCAAUUUGAAACUCAACAAGGCUCAUCGUCCAAAGCUCCGGCUGCCGUCGCACGAAGUGGGCCGCGCCUCGAAGCUCAAAGUUGUUGGAGGCGAGUUGGUCAAUUUGGAUGAUUUUCAGGACGAUUGGGAAGACGACCUCGAUCUGCCCGUUGCUUCUACCGAUAAUGCAGGCGAGGCGGGACUGAGCGACCGCAUCAUUCUUCCGACAAUUUCACAGCCCCGUCAGUCCCACAUGGCGAGUCAGCAAGACGAUGCUGACGACUCGGAUCUUGAGAUCAUCUAG
Messenger RNA from Mycosarcoma maydis (corn smut), 3021 nucleotides. RefSeq lists its product as uncharacterized. The record is from RefSeq and is a predicted model, not a curated record. Gene Ontology annotation, molecular function: single-stranded DNA binding; DNA replication origin binding. The coding region runs from base 1 to 3021 and encodes 1006 amino acids. NCBI's taxonomy places the organism in Eukaryota, Fungi, Basidiomycota, Ustilaginomycetes, Ustilaginales. Gene Ontology annotation, biological process: DNA replication initiation; DNA replication. Gene Ontology annotation, cellular component: replication fork protection complex; nucleus. The transcript has a single exon.